Protopterus annectens (West African lungfish) is the source of this 2190-nucleotide messenger RNA. Its product is annotated as reticulocyte-binding protein 2 homolog a-like. The record is from RefSeq and is a predicted model, not a curated record. The coding region runs from base 47 to 913 and encodes 288 amino acids. Lineage: Eukaryota; Metazoa; Chordata; Ceratodontiformes; Protopteridae. The transcript has 5 exons.
GGACGUCAUCGUCUUUCUGCAUAUCAGCUGACUUUGGGCUACAAGAAUGGAACCUGAAGUACAAGUGCACGACGGUUUCAGUGCAAGUUCCACCCAUGGGUCGACUCGGAAGAGGCAGGUACGGUUUACUGCACGACAUGAUAUUAUGCUGCUCAGGGAGGUGCUUACACAGAACCCAUUCAUCUUGAAGGAACCUGGUCGGGUGUGGGCAAAGAUUGCUGAGCAUUUGACACUGGCCUUGCAGGAUGAGAAUUUUGAAGUGGAUGGUAGGAGAUGCAGGGAAAGAACAGCACUCCUUCUGGAUUAUUACAAAAGGCAAAAUUUUGCAGCCUUAAGGGGGCGUGGAACUGAAUCCCUCUAUGCCGAGAAGGAAGAACUACUCCAUGAGGUUCUGGAGCUGGAAGCUGAGAAAUCCCUGAUGAUAACUGCUGAAAUGAAGUACAAGGAACAGCAUGAAGAAGGAAUUGAUGACAUGAGAAAGAAAGUGAUAGAAGAAUUAAGUAGACAACCUCCACCUAGUUUGCCUGAUGCAUUUUUAAGGAGGACAAGAGAAGGGCGGAUACAGUCAACCCUAGGAGAGCAGUGGGACACUGAUGACAAAGUUCAUGAAGUUGUGGAACAUCAGAACCCAGACACUGAGGUACCGGCUGCGAAGAGAGCUUGUCAGUGCUGCUGCCAGACAUACGCAGAGAUUUUAAUCUUCCUAGAGCGGCGAGCAGAGUCGGAACAAAGGUUAAGGGAGGAGGAGCUUGCCUUACGGAGGGAGGAGCUUGAAAUUCAGAAAAAGAAGAUUGCUUUAGAAAGAGAACACUUAGAAAUAGAGAAGAGAGAACGGGAAAAACGUUUUGAACUGGAGAGUCAGGAAAGACAGGUUAUUCUGGACAUAUUAAAAGAUCAAGUAUUGAAGAAAUAGCAGGGACUGAACAUCAGUUUAAUCAAAGAUUUUAAAAUGAAGAAAAAACAAAAAACAAAAAAAUAUUAUUUUCGCUUAUUUUAACUCUACUUCUAUUCCCAAAUUAGAAUACUGGAAAGUAAUUUUUAAACAUAGAGAUGGACUGAUGAAUACAAGUAAAAUGAAAAUCUUCCUUUUUGCUUAAGAUAGUUUUGGAAAGAUUUUUCCAUGUUGCAUUUUUUUUAAGAUAAUUUGGUAUACUAGCAUGAUAGUAUUAAGCCUUAGUUUCAUAUGGUAUUGAAGUGACAUGUUACACUUUUGCCCCCAAACAAGACAUGGAUAACUAAUACUAUAGUCACUAGCUACAGAAAAGAACAAAAGCAGAAUCUCAUAGGAAGUACACUGUAUCUCAAGUCAUUUGUCCUGAGUACACUGUAAAGACAAGAAUACAUGCAGCUGCCGAUUGUAAAGUAUGCUAGACAAUGUGCAUUUGCACUUUGUGAAUGCAACACAAGCGUAUGUACCAGCUCCUUCUUGAUUUAUACAUAUCCUUGAUCAAGCCUAUAUGCAAACUGUAUUUUCUUUAAUAUUGCUUGUAAGUGAGGUUAGUGUCCCCUUACACUCAACAGAUUCUUAGGUGGGUUAAAGGAAGAGCCAGUCCCAUUACCAACUGUAUUACAGGAAAUAACGUUUUGGAGAGAGUUUAGAUUCCUCUUGUUAAAUUCUAAUUAAAUAAAUAGUACUACUGUUAAUAUUAAAAUACUACUGUUACCAAAUUAUGUUACACAUGACCAUAUACUAAAUGUCUGACUUUUACUCAGAAGUUCCUCAACAGGUUGAUACUCUGUGUGCUUUAGUUACAUUUAGAUUGUAGCCGUAUAUGCUGUUCUUAACAAUCACUAGGCAGUUUAUGAGAGACAUAGCUGAAAAUGUUUUUAUAUUCUUUUUCCUUUUAUGCCUGUCAACCUUUAGCCAGUUCCUGUAGGUGUUAUGCCCAUUCACCCUCUCCCCAUUACAUUCGCUUCUCAGCAUCCAUUGGUAGUGGUGGGAGUCACACAGCCAGACAGCCAUAAAGGGUGUUUGCUCCCAUUCUUACUGUGGUUUUACCCUCUGUCAUGCAACCAGAGUGCUUUUGUGGCCUAAAGGUCUCACUUCAUUUCACAGACUGGGACUAAUAUUGUUCAGGAGUCAGGCCCAAAUUGUCUCAGGCUCAGAAGCAUGGUGAUCCAAGGUUCAAAUUAAUCCUUGGCAAAUAUAGGGGAAUUUCCUGUGUUACCUCCUAGACACACAUUAGUUGA